GCAUUAUGCAAAUGAGCGUGGGUAGUGCAUCGGCAGCGCGAGGCAGAUUAGAGCUGUGCCUGGGAUCAGUGAGCACACGCGCUCUGUCCCCCUCCCUCUCAGAGCAACUAGUGCCUCUGUCUGUCUCUCCUUUCUCCGCUUUUCCUCUCUCUUUAGCGUUUCACUAGUUUUCCCUCAUUUUGUUGUUCCCGUCGGCGGAUGAUUCGUGUGUUUCUCUUUGAGAAGCAGCUCUGAUUUUCCUUUGUGUAAAAAAAAAAUCGCGCAUUUGCACGGACUCGCGCUGCGCGCACACCUCCCCGGUUAAACCAGCGCCGUUUCCUCUUUUCUAGUUAAACGGAAAUAAGAAUAAAGAAAAUGCAUCUUUACAAUUUCAUCGGCAUUUCCCCAUGUAAGCACACAUAUUCCCCCGUAUGUUAGUGUUUGGUGUAUAGCACUUAGAACGAGCGCUGGUUUGAGGUUUAGAGAGACCGGGCUGUAAGUAGGUCGGGCUGGGUUUAAGCGGCUUUAGCCUGCGUCAGCCUAAGCUGGGAGGAAUUCACCCAAAGCCCUCCGCGGUAGGCGGGGGCCUAAACGAGGCUGGCCUAGUUAAGCCUGAUUCUUAUUGUUGCCCGUGUGGGUUGUGUAACACAGAGCAGAGAAGACCUCGGAUGAGAGAGAGUACAUGCAGUUAGACAGAGACUGUUUGAUUGAGAAUCCAUGAAGGGGGAGAAAGAAGAGGGACAAGGAAGAGAGUGAGUGAGAGUUAAACCAGUAUUAGCCUGAGCCUCAUCACAGAACAGAAAGAAAGGGGAGGUAGAGAACCAGACCAAAUCUCAAAAGAAGGAGAGGAAAAGAGGCGAGAUAUUGUGUUGAGUUAGUGCUGGUGUCUAGGCCUGGCUCGGUCCAGUCUGGUUCCCUGGGCUAUGUUCUAAGAUGGCGUCUGGGUCCGUCUACAUGUCGUCCAGUAUGGUGGGUAAGGCUCGCUCCUCCAACUUCACCCUGUCUGAGAAACUGGACCUGCUGAAGCUGGUCCGCCCACACAUUCUCAUCCUGGAGGAGCACACCAACAAGCACGCUGUCAUUGUGGACAAGAACAAGUGCUGGGACACAGUGUCUGAUCAGUACAACGUCCUGGGGGGGGACAGGCCCCCCCGCACUGCCCAGGGCCUACGCACCCUCUACAAGAGGCUGAAGGAGUCGGCCAAACAGGAAGUAAUGCAACGGAGACACGCCCAGCCAGAGUACAGAGGAAGUAUAUCUGAACCAACCAGGAGAGUGAUGGAGAUGAUACCUCACCUUUUCCAUCACGGAGCUAUUCACCAUGAUAAAGACCCAGCGACGAUGCACAGGGUGAUGUAUAAGCAUGACUCUCCCAUGGAGCAACCUGGCAGCAGCUCCUCCCUCCCAGACUACCCAUCAAACCCCGUCACCCACCACCUGGACCAGGAUGUGGUCAGGCUGGACCAGGAUGUGGUCAGGCUGGACCAGGACGUGGACGUGAAGCCUCCGCCAGACCUGACCAUCCUCUCCACGCGUGUGGGGGUGGUGCUAGGAGGAGAGGGGGCGGAGGAGGAAGAUGAGGACUUGGGCAGUGUCCAUGGUUAUGACGGCUCCCUCUCUCCCUGCCCAUCCUCUGUCGUCCUGCCCCUCUCCACCUCACCCGUUCCACUGCAACGUGACCUUUACCCUCAUGACCACUACCCCCGCUGUGACCCUGACAGGCUCCGUCCCCUUCAGCUGGCCAAGGAGGAGCACGAGCAGGUCAUGACCAAUCAUAGAAAGAUGGGCGUAUACCUGGAGGAGAAGAGGGAGGGGCUAAAGAGGAAGCAGGAACUGGAGGAGGAGCUUCUGAGAGCAAAAAUCAAAGUAGAGAAACUGAGGGCAGCCAGGCUGAGACAUGGACUUCCACUGCCCCUAUAACUAACACACCCAUGGCCUGACUGGGCUGACCAUAUGGAACUCAGGAGGAUGCUCUGAACUGUUUCUAUGUCUGUGUUUAGCGUGUGGAAGAGGGGUUUGGCCCGAGAAAUAAUGUUUGUGUGAUGAACAGUGAGUUUGAGGGAGGAUUUAAAGGUCCAAUGCAGCCUUCUCUCUCAAAUCAUUUCUGGGUAACAAUGAAUUACAUUACUGUGAUUGUUUUCUAUUAAAAUGCUCAAAAAGA
This is a messenger RNA of Oncorhynchus mykiss (rainbow trout), 2140 nucleotides long. Its product is annotated as fibrinogen silencer-binding protein. Lineage: Eukaryota; Metazoa; Chordata; Actinopteri; Salmoniformes; Salmonidae. The record is from RefSeq and is a predicted model, not a curated record.